Molecule: messenger RNA, 701 nt
Organism: Populus euphratica (Euphrates poplar)
Lineage: Eukaryota; Viridiplantae; Streptophyta; Magnoliopsida; Malpighiales; Salicaceae
Exons: 2
Coding region: 180-473 (97 amino acids)
Source: RefSeq, a predicted model, not a curated record
AUUCUUCUAUCCAUCCCCUCUUUUCCUUUCUCUAAACCAAAAUUUUGACAAAACUUAAAUCACACCCCACCUUUCUUUUCUUCUUCUUCUUAAUAACAAUUAUAGUACAAACAACCAAAGAUUAUUGCUUUUCUUGUUAAUAUCUUGACAUUUCUCAAAAUUUACAAAUAAUACCAACAAUGUGCCCAUUGAGGCUGAUUCUGAUAUUCCUCUCCGCCACUCUUGCUGGUUUUUUCGUCAUCAGAAACCUCAAAUCCAGCCCUUUCUCCGCCACCACCGACAGCGGCGAUGACGACUGUUCCACCACCCCCGACAGCGACUGCAACUCUCCUCAACCAUCUGAUUAUUCUUCUUCAUCUCGAUUCUCAAAGGUAAAGUCAGGGAUAGAAAUGGGGUUUUGGACAUUGGUGGACAUGGCAAGUGGAAAAUACUUGUGGAGGCAAUUGGGUUAUUCUUCAAAACGUGAAAGCUGAUUGCUUUUGGAGUUCUUGUGUGUUGUAGGUAUUGGAAUUUACAAAUGGGCUGUAUGGUUUUCCUUUUAGUAAUAUUGAUUGUGAAUUACUGUAAUACAAUUGAAAAAACAAAACCCAUCUGGAAAUCAUUGUUGUUGUAAUGUUGCUGUUGUUGUAUUGGUGGUAGAAUUGUAACUUGUUAGCAUUUAGUAAGAAUGAAAGAUCAAAACUUUGUGGCUUUUGGAUGUU